UUGGAAAUGACCACUUGGGGCUUCUACAGUAGUUGGACCCUCCUUCUCCUGUUUCUUGCACCCCUUUCCUGCCAUCAGUGCCCGGCUCCCUGUGAAUGUUCUGAACCAGCUCGUACAGUGAAGUGCGUCCAGAAGGAACUGACCUCCAUCCCAGCUGGUAUUCCUGGGUACACCCGCAACCUCUUCAUAACUGGCAACCAGAUUGCUCAUGUUGGUAGCCAGGAUCUCCAAGGACUGCCCAAUCUGGUCACGCUCUCCCUGGCUAACAACAGGAUUAAUGCUGUGGAGUCACAUGCGUUCUCAACUCUCCAGAGCCUGCGCUACUUGGAUUUGAGUUAUAACCACCUAGUCACCAUCCACCCUGAUGCUUUCAGCGCUAGAAACAAUUCAAUCCAGGAGCUGAAUCUCAGUCACUCACUGUACAAUUUCUCUGCCAUUCGCCCUGUGGCAGCUGCCCUUGCCCAAGGUGGUUUCCAGAAUCUCUCCAAGCUGGAACUUACCAGCAAUAAGAUCAUCUACUUGCCACUAGGAAUGUUGUCCAACCUCCCUAAACUUGAGUACUUAGACUUGAGGAACAACUCCUUGAUAGAUAUUAAGAACUCAACCUUUUCUGGCCUUCACCUUAAGUACCUUGAUUUGACCUCGAAUGCCUUCAAAACUUUGAGGAGUGAAGCUUUAUUUGCCCUUGAGAGACAAUCCCACCUUAGCCUCUUUCUGAAAGACAACCCUUUUGUAUGCAAUUGUGACAUUGAGGACCUGGUGAACUGGCUGAACCAAAGCCAACAAGUGGUAGAUGUGGAAAAACUAGCCUGCAUUUUCCCCCAGGAUCUGAAGAACACCUCCUUGGUGGAUCUAGCAGGGACAGAUCUGGAGUGCCACUACAGUCAACAUAGUGAAAAUGUCCUUCAGUCCUCAUAUGCUGCAUUGGGCAUUGUUCUAGGGAUAAUUGGCAUCAUCUUCCUCUUUGUGCUUUACCUGAAUCGUAAGGGCAUCAAGACCUGGAUGAAUGGCAUGAGGAACGCUUGUCAGAACCUGAUGGAGGAGUACCACUAUCAUUAUGAAAUAGAUUCUGAUCGCCGCAUCACACAAAUCUCGGCAGUGGACAUAUGACCUCUUUCUGAUAGUUUUCAGUAUUUUCUUCGCAGUGGCAUCUUUCUUUAAAACGAAGUCUAUAGCUUGGAGAUGUCAUUUCCAUCAAAAACUAAGCUUUAAAGAACAGACCUAUGGAUUAAACUCUGUGUGGAUUCAAGGAACCUCCUUUCCUAGUCUCUAGGAGGUUUGGCUAACUGGGGACAAAAGAUUGCAUUCUUUUAGCGCAAGUCCUUUAAACACAUUGUGAGGGGGUAGGCAAGUCAAAAUCCUGGUGUGUUCUCUUCAAACAUUUAGAUUCCUAGAAGGGUAGGUGUCCUGGAUUCUUCCAGUCAGUCUUAACUAGGAGAGUUUUAUUUUGUUCUGUUCCAACAAGACCAUUGAUCUAUCUUGCUCACUGGGGGAACUAUAACUCCUUAGUUAUGGUGGGGCUUCUAUUUGUCACAUACUCUGCCCUCUAGGCAGACCAAUGGGACAUUAGGUGAAGAAAGUAUAAUAGUACGCAAAUAAUUCUGAUCUUCUUAUAGAAGUGGAAAUAAGGUAGAAUAGCAGUAGAUUAAGAAAAGGCAGAAGUAAUCUUGACUCCUUUGUCUCCCCUUCCUGGGAGAGC
Molecule: messenger RNA, 1699 nt
Organism: Candoia aspera
Lineage: Eukaryota; Metazoa; Chordata; Lepidosauria; Squamata; Candoiidae
Product: trophoblast glycoprotein-like
Exons: 2
Coding region: 7-1110 (367 amino acids)
Biological process (GO): negative regulation of canonical Wnt signaling pathway
Cellular component (GO): plasma membrane
Molecular function (GO): protein binding
Source: RefSeq, a predicted model, not a curated record